Messenger RNA from Closterium sp. NIES-65, 3414 nucleotides. The record is from the annotation of a GenBank genome assembly. NCBI's taxonomy places the organism in Eukaryota, Viridiplantae, Streptophyta, Zygnematophyceae, Desmidiales, Closteriaceae.
AUGGAUGACCCAAGCCAGCAUUUCCCGCCUGGCUCGCUGCCCGAAGGAGAGCCGGCGCCAGCGCAGGCUGCGGCGGAGGGCAUGGAAGACGCGGAGAACCUUCUCGACGACAUGCUCGAGGCGGCCGAGGCCGCGCGCCACGAGACCGAGCUGACUCUAGCGCCGCAGGCGCCCGACGAGAAUGAGCCGUUUGUGACUAUGGCGGGUGUGACUGCAGGCGAUGUGACGGAAGGAGUGGUGGAAGAAACUGUGACUUAUCACGGUGUGACUGAAGGAGAGGUGCCUGAAGCGGAAGCAGGUGAAGGCGAGGGGUUUGAUCUAAAUAUGGAUGCUGGUGGGGGUGGGGGUGGUGCGGCGGCGGUUAUGAUCACCGAGGGUGCAGCAGCUGAGACCGAACCAGGGACCGGACCAGGAACCGAUCCUGGUUCGGGUUUGGGUGUUGCCGAGCCUGAGAGUCUGCCGGUCGGGACUGAGGAGCAGGCUCGGGAGACUAUUGGCGAAUACCAAGAGGUGGGCGGAGAGGGCGGGGAUGGCCAUAUCAUGCAACAGGCAAUGGCGGGUGCUUAUGAAGAGGGAGGCAUGGCGGAGGGCGAGCAGCCGAGAGCUGACGCGGAAAUGGGUGAAGCAGCGGAAGGAACUCAUCCGGAGGGUGCUUAUAUCGAGCAACCAGUGCAGUACGAAGGUGUGCAGCAGCAGGAGCACGUGGGCGCAGAGCAGGCAGAGACAGCAGAGCAAAUGCAGAUGGCACCUACCCCAGAUGAGUCUGCUGUAGCGCACCAGCAACCAGCUGUAGCUGAGCAGGAGGCAGGUGAGGCCUGGCAGGGCGAGGCUGUAGCACAGGCCGAAGCGGCUGUAGCAGGGUACGAACAUGGUGAAGGGCCUGCUGUAGCUGGGUAUGAUGCGGCUUUCCCUGGCCAGGAGGCGGCUGUUGCUGAAACUGGCGGAGGUGAGACGGCAGAGGGGCAGGUUGUAGCACCGGCUGAAGUGGGCGAAAUGGUUACCGCUGCUGCUGUUGGCGAAGGAGAGGUGGGCACAGGAGCGAACGAGGGUGGCAUGGGUGCAGAGAGCUUCGUGCAAGGCGACGGGGGAAUGGCGACAACAGCAGAAGCGCAAGGGACGGUGGCAGAGGGAGAGGGGGCGGCGGGGUAUUCUCAACGCAUGGAGGCAGUUUCUGAGGGACAGUAUGGGGAGGAGGCAGCAGUGCCUGGGGCGCUCGGGGAAGGCGGAGGGGGAGGGGGCGGGGGAGAGGGCGAGUAUGCUGAUGCGCACAUGGAAGCGGGAGGGGAAGGGGGAGAAGGUGGCGCGCUAGUGCCUGUUGCAGGGCAGGCGGAAGCAGGAGCAGCAGCAGGCGGGGAAGGGGGAGUAGCACCUGGGGGCGAGGGGGCAGCGGCAGCAGCAGCGGAAGCAGCAGCAGCAGAGGCAGCGGCGGAGGUGGCGGCGCACAUAGAGGCGGCAGAGAGGGUGGUGGUGCAGUCGCAGCUGCCGCAGCCCCCACCGUGCCCGCUGUGGGCAACUCGCAAGGAGCCGCUAGAGGAGGAGCUGCGAGCGCUGGUGUUCGCCACCGUGCCGUCUCAACUGGCCUCGCCCGACCACCACCGCUGGCUCGAGAUCGCCGAUGCCUGGCGCCGCCGCAGAGAGGCCGCCCCUGCCGCCCUCCUCCUGGACGGCGGUGGGGCGGCAGCGGGCGGCGGCGGGUAUGUGUCCCCGGAUGGUGUGAGGGGCCGCGGGCGGGGCAGGGGGAGGGGCAGGGGGCGCAGGGGGAGGAGGGGUAGCAUGCAUGCGUAUGGGUAUGGCGGAGGCAGGGGGGAGGGGGGGUACGGGGGUUACGGGGGAUAUGGGGGGAGCGGGGGCUUUGAGGGGUAUGGGAUGGGGGAGAUGGGAGGAGGGAUGGGUGGGGAGGGCGGAGUGAUGGUGCCGAGCGGGGGUGGGACGCCCCCGGGAUUGCCAUCCGCGGGCGCGGCAGGGGCAGGGGGCGUGGCAGGGGGCGGGGGCGGGGGGAGGGGGAGGGGGCGCGGGCGCAGCUGGCACCUGGUGGGGGUGGAGAUCGUCCCCUCGUACGGGUCUGAUGGGGAGGAGAUGGGCGCAGAGGGGGAGGAGCGGGCGGGGGGCGCAGGGGGAGGCGCAGGGGGAGGGGGAGCAUCUAUGGGCACGCGGCCAGUGGUGGCAUGGGCGGAGGUGUGGCCGGGGAAGCUGGAGGAGCUGGUGGAUAGGAAGGACCAUGCGGGGGUGGCUGCCGCCCAGGUCAUGACGGCCGCUGUGGUGGCCCGGGCGGCGUCGGCAGCGGUGCGGGCGGCAGCAGAGGCGGUGGCGGUGUUCAAAGAGAGGGCGGUGGCUGCUGCCUGGGCGGAGAAGAAGGGGGGUUGCGGGGGCGAACGGGGCGCUUGGGGGAUAUGGGGGGCAUGGGGGGUAUGGCGUGCAUGGCGGAAAUGGGGGGUAUGGAGGGUAUGGUGCAGGAGCUACUACUACGGCGCGUAUGAUAUGGAGGAAGAGGAGGAGGAGCCGGAGGAGGACGACGAGGGGGACGAGUUUGUGGCGUAUGGAGGGGUGGAGGAAGUGGGCGGGGUAGGGGGGGGAGAGGAGGAGGAAGAGGAGGAGGUAGUGGUGGUGGAGGAUGAAGAGGAGGGGGAGGAAGAGGAGGAGGAGGAGAAGAGGGUGUGGGGGUUGAAGCUGCCACACAGGUUCCAUGUGGGCACUCCUGUGGAGGUAAGCAGCAGUCAUUGGGAGGGAGGGGCCUUGUAUGGCGAUUUCAGGGCAAUGCACGCUGGGGUGAGUGGCGGUUCCUGCAAGAGAUUCCGUAGCGGACUGAAGCAUUGCACGCCCGUGCCACAUGGUGCUGUGUGCACCGCCUUCCCACUCCCCCGCGACUCUGGUUCGCUGUUCUCUCCCCCGCGACUCUGGUUCGCUGUUCUCUCCCCUGCGACUCUGGUUCGCUGUUCUCUCAUCCGCCUGCCUGCACACGCAUCCAUGACCUUCUCUCCUUCUCUCUUUGCCUCCUUGUCUCUGUGCCUCCUUGUCUCCCCGCCGCCGCUCUGUGGCUUCGAACGAGGAGGGGUUGAGGGGCAGCUGGUUCACGGGCACGGUGCUGCAGCUCGAUGCACGGCGGGCGCUCGUCCGAUACGACCAGCUGCUGGACGACGCGGGUGGUGGGAGGGGGUGAUAACAGCGCUGCCAGACGAUCCAGCAGCCAGCAUGGCCACUGUCGAGUUCCCAGGCUAUGGGGAGAUGGCACAGAAGCAGCUGACGUGGCAGCAGCUGCGGCCAUCGAUGGUGUUUGAUGUGCGCGGAAGGGGGUGGGUGAUGGUGCGCGCCCAGGCCGUGGGGGAGGGGGCGCAGGAGGUGGAGGAGGAGGAGGAGGAUGAUGAGGUGGAGGAGGUGGUUCCGGCUCCCAUGGGGCAUGUCAGGGUGAGUGGGUGA